Messenger RNA from Mus musculus (house mouse), 849 nucleotides. RefSeq names its product claudin 34C6 (gene Cldn34c6). The transcript has 3 exons. NCBI's taxonomy places the organism in Eukaryota, Metazoa, Chordata, Mammalia, Rodentia, Muridae. The record is from RefSeq and is a predicted model, not a curated record. Bases 107 to 811 code for a protein of 234 amino acids. Gene Ontology annotation, cellular component: bicellular tight junction; plasma membrane. Gene Ontology annotation, molecular function: structural molecule activity.
UACUACUCAGCUACUAAAAACAAGGACAUCUUGAAAUUUGCAGUCAGAUGCAUGGAACGAGAAAAGGUCAUCCUGAGUGAUGUAAACCAGAUCCAGAAAUACAAACAUGUUUAUCAGCAAGAGAGCUGCAAGAAAUAGGACCCUUGCUGGUUUCCACAUAUUUGAUGCCAGCAUGGUCCUGCUAAACAAGUCUGCCAAUCACCAAAUAAGAGGUUUCACUUUAGCUACAAUAGCAUGCAUAAUGUGCAAUACCUCUAUGGCCCUUCCAGAAUGGCGAAAUUGCUACUUGAACAACUCCAUGCUUUCCUACCCAAGUCUGGCUUUUGUGAAUAUUUGGGAGGCCUACAUCUGCCACCACAACCACAACUCAAGCCACCUGAGAGAUUGCCAUUGCUACACCUGCCAUAAUAACCUUGUUCCUUUGGAUAUCCGGGUAUCUCAAAUUCUGCUCCUGGUUGCAAACGUUGUUGGUCUGGUUGGGACAGUUUGUUCUGUCUUUGCUCUACAGCAGUUAUACACAGAGGAACUGCAUAAGAAUAAUGACUACAAUCCAUUUGUUCUUUCAGCUGUCCUCAAUGCUAUUGCUAGCACCUUUAUUUUUCUUGCUGUUAUGUGUAAUCACCUCUCCGUGCCCAGCAAGGAAGAGGUAUCUUUCCUGCAAUCUUUCCAAAUGCCAAUUUUUUCCAAUGCUCAAAGAGCAGGCAGAGCCAUGGGAUUGGCAUAUAUAUCUGCCAUAUUGUUUUUAUUAAGUGCUAUAAUUUUUAUUUCUUACUGUCCUUCAAUGGAAAUCAAAAUGUUUCCCCGUGUCUGAAAAUAAAUUUGCAGCAUACAUAACCUUGAAAAUCAAAA